AUGGGCAUCAGUAGUCUUAUAUGCGUCUUCUAUCAAGGGCGCUUCGUUGUUGCCCAGUACGCGAAUUUCGAAGGAUAUCCCCAGGGACAACAAGGACUGAAAAUCUUGAAAUUCCUUGUUGUCCCAGGAAAUAUUACGCGUCUUACUGAAGGUCUUGAGAACAUUAAAUAUCUGUCCAUAGAAGAGCUCGACGAGAUCUACAUGGAAGUCAGCAACAUUGACAGAAACGCUUACGCGAAGAAAGCAGAAAGUGACCCUGACUUCGUCAUGCCUGUCAACAUAUUCAAGCACCUUUACCCUUCUCUCUCCCGCGAGGCAGGCAGCGAUAUCCUUGAACUCAUUGCUCAAUCUACACCCGAGAAAAAAAUACUACAUGCCCUGGAACUGGAGUUUGCGAAUGAGUCAUUCUCCUGCGAGUGGGCCUAUGUGAUUGAUCUUGAUAACGAGAUGUUUGAAGUAUUUUUUGGUGCAGAAAGCAAAGAGACAGCCACCAAUAAACGCUUUAACGACAUUGGGCAGAAGCAUGAUACUGUUCCCAAAUUUAUUCAAAGCUUUGCCUUUGAUGAUUUGCCACAAGGCAAGCCUGAAUUCAUCGAGGGUGAAUACAAAAUAGCUAGAACCUCGGUGUGA
This is a messenger RNA of Paracoccidioides brasiliensis Pb18, 630 nucleotides long. RefSeq lists its product as uncharacterized. The record is from RefSeq and is a predicted model, not a curated record. Bases 1 to 630 code for a protein of 209 amino acids. The transcript has a single exon.